GCAGGCCUUAUAUAAAUUAAUUAUUACAAAAAUUUGCUUGAAAGUUCGUAAGAAAGUUUUGAGACUUUGACAUCAUGGGCAAUGACGACGAGGACAAAGUAAAGAAAGACGCAAUUGGGGAAGAGAGAGGACAUUGGGAUAAUCAUGCUGAAUUCUUACUUUCAUGCAUUGGGUAUUGCGUCGGACUUGGAAAUGUUUGGAGAUUUCCGUACCUAGCUUUCGAAAAUGGAGGAGGAGCGUUUCUCAUUCCAUAUGUCAUUAUGUUGGCGCUGUGUGGAAUUCCCUUGUUUUUCUUGGAAAUGUCUCUUGGACAAUUUACUGGACUGGGACCCAUCACUGCAUGGAAGGCUGUUCCUAUUUUCAAAGGUAUCGGAUACGGAAUGGUUCUUGUUUCAUUUUUUGUUAUCAUUUACUACAACGUAAUAGUUGCAUACGCCUUCUAUUAUCUCUUCGCAUCAUUUACAUCGGUUUUACCUUGGACCUUGUGUGAUCAAUGGUGGAAUAAAGAAACAUUCUGCAACACUACGGUCGAGGCCACGACUUCUUCACCAGCUGUAACUCCUACGGCUACAACAUCGCCUGCACUUCGGAAUAGAUCAACUAGCAUUAGUGAAGAAUAUUGGAAAUACCGCGUACUUCGUAUUGAUCAAAGUACUGGCGUUGGAGACCCAGGGCCAGUGUUGUGGGAUUUAUGUCUUUGCCUUCUUCUGUCAUGGAUUGUUGUGUUGCUCUGCUUGAUUAAAGGAAUAAAAUCUUCUGGAAAGGUCGUCUAUUUCACUGCUACUUUCCCGUACCUUAUUCUGGUAAUCUUACUCAUACGAGGCUGUACUCUGGAGGGCGCAUACGACGGGAUUAUUUUUUACGUGAGGCCAACAUGGGAAAGACUACAGGAUCCUAAGGUAUGGAGCACAGCCGCAGUACAAAUAUUCUACUCUCUUGGAAUCGCAUUCGGAAGCCUUCUUGCCUUUUCGUCAUACAAUAAAUUCAACAACAACAUUGUGAGGGACACUCUGAUUGUGUCAAUUGGCAAUUGCGCGACCAGCAUUUUUGCCGGCUUCGUGAUUUUCUCCGUUCUUGGUCAUAUGGCGUUCAAGCAGAGAGUUAUGGUGGAAGACGUGGCAGAUACAGGUCCUGGACUAGCAUUCGUUGCUUAUCCACAAGCAGUUGCUUUGCUUCCUGUACCGCAGCUUUGGUCGAUUUUAUUCUUCUUCAUGCUGUUGACACUCGGAUUGGAUAGUCAAUUUGGAAUGACUGAAGCCGUACUGACGGGAUUUAUCGAUGAAUUUCCAACACUUCUUCGACCUCACAAAGCAAUCUUUACCACCCUAGUCUGUGUUGUCUGUUUCUUGAUUGGAUUAAUUAUGGUUACACCGGGAGGAUUUUACUGGUUCAAUUUGUACAACUGGUAUUCGGCAUGGUAUGGCCUGCUAUUUCUGGCUCUGAUGUUUGUGUUGGCUAUAUAUUGGGGAUAUGGUUUUCUGUUCACGUAUCGUUGGAGGCUGGAUAAAGACAUUGAACUUAUGUUGGGUAGGAAACCAAUGUGGUAUUUCAGAAUCUGCUGGGCUUUUGUUACACCGGUCAUGCUUGUGUUCGUCAUUGUGAUGGCAUGUCUCAGCUAUGGACCGAUAUCGUUGUCUGGAGAGGUAUAUCCAAAAUGGGCGGAUGACCUUGGUAUGUGCAUGUCAGUUACAAUUGCAGCGGUUGUGCCGAUAUAUGCAGUAUAUGCGAUGAUAAAAGCUGUGGUAAAAGGGGAUUCGAUUAAAGAUCUGUUCAAGCCGGACCCAUCGUUCUGUCCAGCUGAUCGAACCAUUGCUUACGAUCAUCUUCAUGGAGCUGUGAAUGAUCACAAGAUGACUGCUUAUGCCGUCAGUCCGUCUUCUUACCAACAAAAAGUGGAUGAUUCAAUUCCAAACGCUUAUCCUGAAUUGUAAAGAGAUACGUUUCUCAUAAUGUCUAGUCCUACUAAUACUGAAACUUACCGCCCCGAAGUCAGCAGUAGAAUAGUUCUAAAAUAUUGCAUUAAAUCAUUUCUUUCUACAUUUUCUAUGAUGUAAAAAAGGUUAUUUGUAAAUGAGAAAUACGCGGCGCGAUAUCGUAACUCCGUUAUCAGGAAAAAUCAGACUAUCGGGAAAUCCCCUAGGAUAAUUAUAUAUACACUAAUAUUAAUAAGCUGUAAUGGGCAGUGAAUAAAUAUAUAAUAUAUGUGCGGUAAGUGUAUUCAGUAUAAUGAAAAAAUAACUAUUUGUUACUAAUCACGACUUUUCCGACGUUCUAUGAAUAUCAAAUUGACAACGGUGAAAUAUACUGAAAACGGUGAUAUAUACUGAAAAUAGAUGUAUAAAAAGUUCAUUUUUACCUUGGAAAUAACGUAUAAGCUUGAUUUUUUAUGAAUGAAGCGAAAACGGGGGUAAAAAUAUUAGUUUUUUUUGUUUGCUGUUGUAUAGUUAUUUUUUCACUAUAUAGUGCAUACAGAUAAUGUAACAUUGUAAUUUUUAUAAAUUCAAAUAUAUGAAUAAAAUACAUAACACCUUG
Molecule: messenger RNA, 2532 nt
Organism: Styela clava
Lineage: Eukaryota; Metazoa; Chordata; Ascidiacea; Stolidobranchia; Styelidae
Product: sodium-dependent proline transporter-like
Biological process (GO): amino acid import across plasma membrane; sodium ion transmembrane transport; nitrogen compound transport
Cellular component (GO): plasma membrane
Molecular function (GO): amino acid:sodium symporter activity
Source: RefSeq, a predicted model, not a curated record